Messenger RNA from Myotis brandtii (Brandt's bat), 1614 nucleotides. RefSeq names its product solute carrier family 35, member E3 (gene SLC35E3). Gene Ontology annotation, cellular component: Golgi apparatus. The transcript is spliced from 4 exons. Gene Ontology annotation, molecular function: nucleotide-sugar transmembrane transporter activity; antiporter activity. Lineage: Eukaryota; Metazoa; Chordata; Mammalia; Chiroptera; Vespertilionidae. The coding region runs from base 214 to 1044 and encodes 276 amino acids. The record is from RefSeq and is a predicted model, not a curated record.
GGGCGCGCGGGACGUGCCGCCGCGUCGUCGCGGGCUCAAUGGGCGGUGGCAGAGCAUGUGUACUCUGCUGUUGCUCGCCUGGGACCCUCUAGCCGGCCAGAAGCUGAAGCCAGCGGCUGCGGGAACACGGCCGCGGAGGAAGAGGGCAAGGACAGCCGGAGGCAGGCCGGACGUCCCUCUCCGAGGCUGAAGGGCCCGGGCUUCGGGGGGGUCAUGGCAUCGCUGGCGGAGAGAAUGAGGGGCAAUGGGCGCAUCGCCGCCGGGCUCCUGCUCAACCUGCUGGUGUCCAUCUGCAUCGUGUUCCUCAACAAAUGGAUCUAUGUGCACCACGGCUUCCCCAACAUGAGCCUGACCCUGGUGCACUUUGUGGUCACCUGGCUGGGCUUGUACCUCUGCCAGAAGCUGAACAUCUUUGCCCCCAAGAGUCUGCCGCCUUCCAAGCUCCUCCUCCUGGCCCUCAGCUUCUGUGGCUUCGUGGUCUUCACCAACCUUUCUCUGCAGAACAACACCAUCGGCACCUAUCAGCUGGCCAAGGCCAUGACCACGCCGGUGAUCAUAGUGAUCCAGACCCUCUGCUACAAGAAAACCUUUUCCACCAGAAUACAGCUCACGCUGUGGGUAGGAGCCAAACAGCAUGAAUUGCAAGUUAACUCAAUGCAGCUGCUGUACUACCAGGCUCCAAUGUCAUCGGGCAUGUUGCUGGUCGCAGUGCCCUUCUUUGAGCCACUGUUUGGAGAAGGAGGACUCUUCAGCCCCUGGUCAGUUUCUGCUUUGCUUAUGGUGCUUCUAUCUGGAGUAAUAGCUUUCAUGGUGAACUUAUCAAUUUAUUGGAUCAUUGGGAACACUUCACCAGUCACCUACAACAUGUUUGGACACUUCAAGUUCUGCAUCACUUUAUUUGGAGGCUAUGUUUUAUUUAAGGAUCCGCUGUCAGUUAAUCAGUGUCUUGGCAUGUUAUGUACAUUAUUUGGCAUUCUCGCCUAUACCCACUUUAAACUCAAUGAACAGGAAGGAAGUAAGAGUAAAUUGGUACAACGUCCUUAAUUGGUUUUUUGUGGAGAAAAGAAAAUCACCCCAAGAAGACUAAAAAAAUGUUAAGCGUGCAAGUUGCUUUCAAAGAAGAAAAAAAAUUACAUUGCAGAAUUCAAUGAAUGAUAGUUUACAAGAAGUAACACAAAGGGAAAUUUUAUAUGACUUUUUCAGUUAGAGUACCUUUAUUUUUAAGAACUUAAUUCACGCCUCUUUUCAAAGGUCAUGAUUGUAUGAAGUAUGUAGGAUGGUUUGGUUAUAACAAAUGAAGUAUAUGAAUUUAAAGUUCUGUAACAGCGACAAAGGACUUCAUAUCACUAAACCACAGAUGUGUCCUGGGAGUUAAGUGUUCAUACUCUUCCAAAGAAGGACUCAAGAACUUCUCUGCUUGCUUGUGGGUGGUCCCCAGUGUGAGCUCUCUUAUUAUUUUGGCCAGCAUUCAAGUCAGAAUUUAAACCUAGCAUUUCUGUUUUAGUUGGUUUAGUAUAACUUCCUGCUUAAUUCAUUUGUAGAAAUCCUAUCUAAUAAAGAGGAAAUAUGCUAAUUGACCCUCACACCAUUGCAAAGAUGGCGGCACCCACAGCC